GUUGUCUGCCGUUCGCCACGCAAUCCGACGGCACGAUGGAAGUUGGCCGUUCAUGGCUUCCCUCGGACGAGUUCAGACUGGUAGUAGCAUGGCUUCCCCAGGCCCAAGAAGCCAGCUCACCCGGUUAGUGGGGAGUUGCUGUCAUCGUCACCGCAUUCUGUGACUAAUUCCCAUCUUCAAGGCUCCAAGCCGUCAGUCUGUAUCCAGAGACCCCGCCGUGGAAGUGGAGUCCGCCGCCGCGUGUCCACCAAAGAAAAUUCUCGACAUGGGUGGGGAUCCGAGAGGGGAAGUGAAAAGUGGAAUGGUGCGAACGUGGUUCCCGAUGUCGCGAUGCAGGUACCAGCGGCGAAUUACACAAUUUUGUUUGCGCGUGGCCCAGUGUGGCGACUGGCGAGCUGCUGCAGUUACCUACAAGAGUCCGGGGUCGUCCUCUCUUCUCGCCUGUGUCACCAUUCCUGCAUCCGCUGCAUUGCUCCGCCGAGAUGCACCAGCCCACCGUCACCGUGGAGGACGAGAAGAUCCGUCAGGACGGAUAUGCAGGUCCUCCGGUGGUCAAUUACGACGAUGAGGCUCCUCCGCUCAAAGGAGAGUUGGAGUUCAACGUCGGUGGCCGCGGUGCCACCCAACGGCGGCUGAAGAACUACCAGGUCAGCAUGAUCGGGUUCUGUGGUGGAAUUGGGACCGGUCUCUUCGUGGGAACAGGCUCGGCGUAUGCGGACGCUGGGCCCGCCGGAUUACUGCUGGCGUACAUUGUCAUCGGAUUUAUCCUGUGGUGUGUGAUGCAGAGUAUCGCCGAAUUGGCUACCCUGCUGCCUACAGCUGGAUCCUUUCCUCACUGGGCGACUCGCUUCAUCGAUCCCGCUGUCGGCUUCUCACUCGCCAUCACCUACGGCUAUUGUUAUACCAUUGCGAUCGCUUCCGAGGUCUCGGCCGCAGCAGUUAUUGUGAGCUACUGGUCCGACAUAACACCGGCCGUGGUCAUCACGGUUGGGCUGGUGCUGAUUCUGGCCAUAAACUUGAUGAGCGUAACCUUCUAUGGUCACAGUGAGGUCCUAUCCGGCGCCAUCAAAGUGCUCUGUUUUGUUGGAUUGGUUAUUGUCGCGAUCGUCAUCACCGCUGGAGGCGGGCCGAACCACCAAAGCAUCGGAUUCCGCUACUGGCACCAUCCCGGAGCUUGGACGAACUACAACGGCAUCACCGGCCCGACCGGACACUUCCUUGGAUUCUUGUCCGCCUUCGUCAACGCCUCGUUCAGUUUCGUCGGGGUUGAGACGGUUGUCAUCACCGCCGCGGAAUCGGUCGACCCCCAUUACUCCAUCCCCAAGGCUGCCCGCCGCGUGACCUACCGUAUCGCCUUUUUCUAUAUUCUCGGCGCACUGCUCAUCGGAAUGAUCGUCAGCCCGACCAACUCGAACCUCGUCUCUGGGUCCGACAACGCCAACAGCUCUCCGUGGGUCAUUGCUAUCAAGCAGGCAGGCAUCAGCGCCCUGCCGUCCAUUGUCAAUGCCUGCAUCCUCAUCUCGGCCUGGUCGGCGGGUAAUUCCUACUGCUGGGUUGGGUCGCGCAUGAUCGUGGCCAUGACGACCGACCGUCAGUUGCCGCAGGUGUUUGGGCGGGUGAACAAGGCGGGUGUGCCUUGGGUUGCCGUCAUCGCCUCGUGGCUUUUUGGCCCAUUGGCCUAUCUGAGUCUCGGCUCCGGUGGUCCGUCGCAGGCUUUUACCUGGCUCCUGAACCUAAGCACGAUUGCUGGACUGAUCGCGUGGGCGACCCUUUCUCUCUGUUACAUCCGCUUCUAUCAGGCCAUGAAAGCACAAGGCGUCAGUCGUGACACCAUACCUUGGAAAUCGCCCUUCCAGCCAUACACCGCGUGGGUUGGUUUCAUUGGAUCGACCAUCAUCACACUGGUGGCUGGGUUCCCCGUCUUCCUUAAGGGUAACUGGUCCACGGCCGAUUUCUUUGCCUCGUAUGUCGGCAUUCCGAUCUUUAUCGUGCCCAUUAUCCUCUGGAAGGUUUUCAAGCGCACGGAGUUUGUUCGGCUCUCCAACAUGGACUUGUGGUCUGGCCGGUUGCAGGAAGGAGAGAUUAUCAUUCAUGAGGGAGGUCCGAAGACGCGGCUGAGGCGUUUCGUGGAGUGGUUCUUCUAAUUCGUGGGCUGGUCUCCUAAUUCAACAUUGUUAUGUCUAUUACGCAUACCCACAGUCUCGAGUAUGGUGGAUUUCGCAUAUCUCUGGCCCGACUUCUCAUUCGGUCUGCUGGUGGAGAUAUUCUUCAAACCGAGCCACACCAAGUGUUCUGGUUUGUAGCGGGGUGCAGAAUUCUCGUGACGCGUAGUACACUUUUCCUGGACUUCCUGGGCUGAGGCCAUCAUUAACCCAGCAAUAUCCCGGGCUCCCUGAAACAUGCGUAGAAUGGCUUCGGCUUACUCUCCAGGACUCCUCGCCCCAUGGUUCUCUGAACAAUCGACCACGAUGGAUAGUCCAGCGAAGCCAUAUCCUCUUGACCUCAAUGGAGCCCGCUCAUG
Aspergillus ibericus CBS 121593 is the source of this 2521-nucleotide messenger RNA. RefSeq names its product putative amino acid permease. Bases 483 to 2144 code for a protein of 553 amino acids. The transcript is spliced from 3 exons. Gene Ontology annotation, biological process: amino acid transmembrane transport. Gene Ontology annotation, molecular function: amino acid transmembrane transporter activity. NCBI's taxonomy places the organism in Eukaryota, Fungi, Ascomycota, Eurotiomycetes, Eurotiales, Aspergillaceae. Gene Ontology annotation, cellular component: membrane. The record is from RefSeq and is a predicted model, not a curated record.